This is a messenger RNA of Ziziphus jujuba (common jujube), 1706 nucleotides long. RefSeq names its product cysteine synthase. The transcript is spliced from 11 exons. Gene Ontology annotation, molecular function: cysteine synthase activity. The record is from RefSeq and is a predicted model, not a curated record. Gene Ontology annotation, biological process: pollen tube growth; double fertilization forming a zygote and endosperm. Gene Ontology annotation, cellular component: cytoplasm. The coding region runs from base 86 to 1261 and encodes 391 amino acids. Lineage: Eukaryota; Viridiplantae; Streptophyta; Magnoliopsida; Rosales; Rhamnaceae.
GCAGUUUUCCUGGUGAAGCAAAUUUAUUUACUUUAUUUUUCUCUGCAUCCACAAAACAAAAUAAAAAACAAAACAAAGCAGAAAUAUGGCUACUGUUUCUCUUAUCAAUUCCUUAACAUUAUUGUCCCUUCGCCGCGGCCGAUCACGCCUCACUCCCAACUAUUACUGCAGGAGGAAGCCUACGACCAAAACUUGGAAACUUUUUUGUACUUGCUCUGUCUCUGCUGUGGUCUGCAAAUCAGUUUCUGUGAAGCCACAGAGAGAAGAUGAUGAGGGUCUUAACAUUGCUGAAGAUGUUACUGAGCUAAUUGGGAAAACUCCAAUGGUGUACCUUAAUAAUAUUGUAACGGGUUGUGUUGCAAACAUCGCUGCCAAGCUUGAGAUUAUGGAGCCAUGUCACAGUGUCAAGGACAGGAUAGCUUAUAGUAUGAUAACUGAUGCGGAAGAAAGGGGACUUAUCAAGCCUGGAAAGACUACUCUGGUGGAAUCUACCAGCGGAAACACGGGGAUUGCUCUUGCACUUAUAGCUGCAUUAAAAGGAUACAAACUCAUAUUGACAAUGCCAGCUUCAAUGAGUUUCGAAAGAAGAGUUAUAAUGAAAGCAUUUGGGGCUGAGCUUGUUUUAACUGAUUCAUCAAAGGAUAUUAUAGGAGCCGUUGAGAAAGCUGAAGAAAUAUUUAAGGCCACACCCAACGCACAUAUUCUUCAUCAAGCUGACAACCCUGCCAACCCUAAGAUACACUACGAGACAACUGGUCCGGAGAUAUGGAAAGAUACAAGAGGCAAGGUGGAUAUAUUUGUUGCAGGAGUUGGUACUGGAGGAACCAUUUCUGGGGUUGGCAAAUUUCUUAAACAGCAGAGUCCUAAAAUAAAGGUUAUUGGUGUAGAACCCGCAGAAAGCAACUUGAUAUCUGGUGGAAAACAUGUUAUUUUUAUUGUUGAAACAGGUCCUCACAAGAUUCAAGGGAUUGGACCUGGAUUUAUACCCAGGACUUUGAACCGAGAUGUAGUUGAUGAAAUCAUAGAGAUGCCCAGUGAUGAAGCUAUUGAAACUGCAAAGCAAUUAGCACUUCAGGAAGGCUUGUUGGUUGGCAUUUCUUCUGGAGCGGCAGCUGCUGCAGCGUUAAGGGUAGGAAAGAGGCCUGAAAAUGCAGGAAAGCUAAUUGUAGUACUAUUUCCAAGCUUUGGUGAAAGAUACCUUUCCUCAGAACUUUUUCAGUCACUUCGAGAAGAAUGCGAGAAGAUGCAACCCGAGCCAUGAAAUUCUUUUUUCUCUGCGCCUAAAAUAAUUACAAUAAUGUAAACCAUGGUUCAAGGUGUGCUACGGUGAUGCUGAUGAUUCCUACAAAAAGAGAAAGGUCUAAUUGCUUCCAUGGUUCAAAAAUUAUAGUUUUUGAACAUGGAAGCACCUAUUUAAGCGAAGAGCCUCCAUUUUGUUAGCUUUAUUGACAUGACAUAACAUAAUCAAUAAAGUUUGUUGUUAGUUUUGACUCUGAGACAUAACAUGUGUUGAAACAAAGCUUACUAUAUGGCCAACUCCUACUACAAGUUGGCCAUUCAUUUGGGCCAAUUCAAAGUAUGUACUAUAUAUGAGAAUAACAUUACCUAGCAUCGGCCAUUUUGGAUUUUUCUUUGCCAACAGGCCACUCUCCUCAUGCCAUUCAGUUUUGCUAAUUCAGAAUAGACUGAAAAUGGUUGUGUAAAAA